Anopheles marshallii is the source of this 3576-nucleotide messenger RNA. It is a transcript of the gene Ptr, whose product is annotated as patched domain-containing protein 3. The transcript is spliced from 8 exons. Bases 1 to 3576 code for a protein of 1191 amino acids. Gene Ontology annotation, cellular component: cytoplasmic vesicle membrane; plasma membrane. NCBI's taxonomy places the organism in Eukaryota, Metazoa, Arthropoda, Insecta, Diptera, Culicidae. The record is from RefSeq and is a predicted model, not a curated record.
AUGACUUGCGGCAUUUCUUGUGUGGACAAUGCACUAAACAAAUCCUUCUUCAAGCUGGGUCUCUUUAUCGGGAGGCACCCGGGCUACUUUCUGAUAGUACCUGUCUUAUUGGCUCUUCUAUGUAUGACCGGCUUUCAACAAAUCAAAUACGAAAUCGACCCAGAGUAUUUGUUCUCGCCUAUCCGCGGUGAGGGCAAAUCGGAACGUGCCAUCGUUGAGAGCUACUUCAAGGUCAACUAUACGCACCGUUUCAACGUUGGAAGAAUUACUCGGCCGGGACGGUUCGGUCGAGUAAUUGUUAUUUCGAAGGACGAACAUAACAAAAAUCUCUUGCGAAGUGAGGUUUGGCAGGAGCUGCGACUACUCGAUGGAAUUAUACAGAACGCCACGGUCCAGUACGAUGGAGAAACAUUCACUUACCGUGAAGCUUGCGCUCGAUGGGAAAAUGAAUGCUUUACGAACGACAUUCUUAACUUGGAUAAAAUCAUCGAUGAGGUUGAAGCAGGUGACUUAAAUUUGACUUUCCCAGUAAUGUUCAAUCCCGUGACGUGGGAUGCGCACGUCUUUCCGGUAUUCUUUGGUGGAACGCAAGUAUCGGAAGAUAAUCUGAUCAUUUCGGUGCCAUCGCUGCAGUUAGUUUACUUUGUUACGGCUGAUUCCAAACGCCAGGAUGCGCGUGGUGCUGCCUGGGAGGAAGCGUUUCUUGAGGCCGUUGGCUACGCGGAAGAUAAUGGAGUAUUUAAAUACAUUUCUGUUGCACGUUUCGCUUCGCGCACACUCGACCACGAGCUGGAGCGGAACACGCGAACUGUGGUGCCGUACUUCAGCUCAACUUUCAUCCUGAUGAUAGCGUUCAGCGUGGUAACCUGCAUGAUGGGUGACGUGGUACGAUCCAAACCCUGGCUCGGUCUGAUGGGUAACGUCUCGGCUGUGAUGGCAACCUCUGCCGCGUUCGGACUGGCCAUGUAUCUGGGCAUCGAGUUCAUCGGAAUCAAUUUGGCGGCACCGUUUCUUAUGAUUGGUAUCGGAAUCGAUGACACGUUCGUCAUGUUAGCUGCCUGGCGCCGAACGUCCGUGAAACUGUCCGUCCCAGAACGUAUGGGUCACAUGAUGUCGGAAGCAGCCGUCUCUAUCACUAUCACCUCGCUCACCGAUAUGAUCUCCUUCUGGAUUGGUAUCCUCAGCCCGUUCCCGUCCGUGCAGAUCUUCUGCGCGUAUAGCGGAUUUGCCGUUUGCUUUACCUACCUCUGGCACAUAACAUUCUUUGCCGGUUGCAUGGCCGUAUCUGGACACUGCGAGUUCAAAAAUCUGCAUGCCAUCUUCGGAUACAAGGUUCUGCCGGAAUCGGUUGCUAUAAAAGAAAAACGAUCAUGGCUGUAUCGGAAGUUGAACACGGGUGGAAUUAACCGAGAUGAUCCGGAUAAUCCUAUCGACAACCGGGAACAUGUACUGAUGGCAUUCUUCCGCGAGACUAUGGCACGCAUUCUGAACAAGGGCUGGACGAAAACCAUCAUUCUGGUAAUAUUUGCAGGCUAUUUAGGAGGGGCCUGCUUCGGUUUGACCAAGAUCAAGGAAGGCUUGGAACGUCGUAAGCUGUCUAAAGCGGAUUCCUACUCGGUGAAGUUCUUUGACCUGGAGGACGAGUACUAUCGAGAGUUUCCGUAUCGCAUACAGGUGAUCGUGACGGGCGAUCUCAACUACUCGGAUCCACACACGCAAAUGCAGAUAGAAGAAUUGAUGCAAUCGCUCGAGAACACCUCGUACGUUACCUCACCACUCUACAGUGAAUCUUGGCUGCGAUCGUUCAUCUCGUAUGUCGAUCGAAACAAUGACUAUCUUAACCUAACGCUGGACAGUGAGCAAGCGUUUAUAGAUGCACUGCGCGAGAUUUGGCUCUUCCCGGCGAACCCAUUCUCGCUGGAUGUGAAAUUCAACGAAAAAGGCACUAAAAUACUUGCCUCGCGUUUUAUGAUACAAGCGGUCAACAUUACGGAUACGAACCAUGAAAAGGUUAUGGUAAAAGAUUUGAGACAAAUAUGUAAAGAUUCAUCGCUGAACGCAACCGUGUUUCAUCCUUACUUUGUGUUCUUCGAUCAGUUCGAGCUGGUACGACCCACCUCCAUACAGUCGAUGAUUGUCGGUGCACUGAUCAUGAUGUUGAUUUCGUUCAUCUUUAUACCGAACUUCCUCUGCUCACUGUGGGUUGCCUUCUCAAUCAUUUCGAUUGAGCUGGGCGUUGCCGGCUAUAUGGCGCUAUGGGACGUGAAUCUCGACUCGAUCUCUAUGAUCAAUCUGAUCAUGUGCAUUGGUUUCUCGGUGGACUUUACGGCUCACAUCUGUUACACCUACAUGUCGUCCAAGGCACGUACACCGGACGAACGCGUCCGGGAGGCACUGUACAGCUUGGGCAUGCCAAUUGUGCAGGGUAGUAUGAGUACGAUACUUGGCGUGGUGGCGCUAUUGCUAGCGGAUAGCUACAUCUUCCUGGUGUUCUUCAAGAUGGUAUUUUUGGUGAUAUUCUUCGGUGCGAUGCAUGGUCUUUUCCUGUUGCCUGUUUUGCUGUCCCUUUUCGGGCCUGGGUCAUGCACGUCCAGUUACCAUCCGGAUGAUGAUCACAAACUGUCACCGGUAGAAAAGACCUAUCCGCAUCCGUACUGCAUUUCGCAUCCCCAGCUAGCGUUGACGGGUGCGUUCGGUAGUAAAAAUUUCCUCGGCGCACCGUACAAAGCAUACGGUGAGGAUAAGGAUCUAGGCAUCGGAACUUCCGGUGAAGAUUCGAGUGAAAGCUCUAGCAGUAAGUCCCAGCGGCGGCAGGCAAUCGAGGAUGAAAACACACGCCGCCGUUACGAAGAAGGCUGGAGACGCUCGACGCAUAAUCUUACCGGCCAGAGCCAAUUUCAGCCCAUGCUGGAUCUUUACGGACAGGAGGCGCUGUGGACCAAAACAACCGGCAAAGGUCCGUUGAAAAUAGCAAACGGCCGUUACGGGUACGAUGACAUGCUGCUCAAUGUGACCCAAGGACAAACUACGGUUAAACAGCCACGUUCGGCAGACUUUGAACUGGACCGAACAACAGAAGAUCGGCGUGAUCGCAGGAAAUCGGAUGACGAACGAUACAAGUCCCGGUACGAAGAUAACCGGACGUUUGUGGACGAUGAAAUGAUGGACGAUACUGAUUAUCAGCAUACCAAUCGCUACUACGUGUACGACACCAGCCACGUGAAGCGCCUUUCGAAUGACAGUGGAGCGGCGGGUAAUAGCACUACCAACAACAAUCCUGCCGGUGCCAGUCUGCACCAUAUGAGUCACGGCAACAGUGGCGCCACGGCGAACGAUCACCAAACAGCGCCCAGUACAACACGUAGAAAGUUUUCCGACGAAAGCGACAAACGCCGACGUCACAGUGACGAACGUCGCCCACGAAAGUUUUCCCCACCGGAAGGCAUAUACAAGCAGAACCCGCAUCGCUCAUCGUCGCAACAUAAUCUGUACUAUCCUCGGCAGCCACCGCAGCGGACGGCCUCCCAAAGCAGUCUGCACCAGCUGCGCCAUAUGGGCGACAUGAGAUUUCCUUAA